Messenger RNA from Magallana angulata, 1089 nucleotides. RefSeq lists its product as uncharacterized. Bases 117 to 728 code for a protein of 203 amino acids. The transcript is spliced from 4 exons. Lineage: Eukaryota; Metazoa; Mollusca; Bivalvia; Ostreida; Ostreidae. The record is from RefSeq and is a predicted model, not a curated record.
CAUUGGCGCAUCAUACGAGGGAAUUGACAUUGGUGUUUUACGUAUUUCAUGCACAGUUACAAUGACCCACAAGUCAAGUUUGUCCCGCGAGAGUAUAAAAAAACAAGCAGGGGGGCAUGGAGCUUCAGUUGACACCCUGUUUAGCCCUGGACAUGGCCUCUCAGAGAAUCUCUUUCCUUGUUGUAUUGCUCUGUACGAUCGUCGUUACGGAAUCAUUCGCCGUCGUCAGAUUUUGGAGACCACAGGGUAGCAUCAUAGAGAAUAAGGAUGGGAAAAACAAUAACAAAAUUAACAACAAAAACAACACGUCAACAAGCAACGAAAUGGAGACAGAACGACAAGAGCGCAACAAUGAUACAGUGUUGGUCGUAGUGUGGGGAUCUAUCUGUGUAAUGUUUCUGGUUGCCUGUGGAUUGAUAGUUGUUCUGAACACAAGCAAAAUAUCCGUGAGACACGUUAAAUUAGAAGAGGGAUUGAUCAAGCAUAAUGAUCAGAACAAGAACUAUCUGUGUAGAUUAAAACUCACAGAGAAUCCCUUAUACAGCAUCAAAUGGGGGCAGCCUUUACCAACUAUACCCGAGGAAGACGCGGAUGAAUAUAUUGCCGUGACAGGGUACUUGACAUUUCACAGGCCAACUCCAAAGAGGAAAAAUAUGGAUGAAUCCAUGAACACUAAACAAGAUGUGGCAAUUGCAAUUCACCCACUAAUUUCACCAAGGCUGAUGUAGGAUUACCAGUUUAUCCAUGUCCGUUUAUACGGAGAAAAGGGGUGAAUGUCGUGGGACCCACUAAUACAGUCUGCGUACAAAUCCGUACAAGAGCCAAAGACUUUCAGAGGAUUCUGAAAUAACAAAUUGUCCAUUAGUAAAAUCAAAGUAACACUUUGAUGAUAGCUAGUAUAGUCAAGCGCUCAAUUCAAAAUAUUUCUUCAAGAAAUGUUGUACAAAAUUACCGGUGACAUUUGUUUUUGUUGGGAACUAUUUUUUCAUUUCCGGUGAAAAACGUUUUAUCAAUUUGUGUAAUAUUUAUCAUAUUAUACAAUCUUAAGUUUGUUUUUCUGUAUUUCUCAGGAGAGAGAGAGAGAGAGAG